Podarcis lilfordi (Lilford's wall lizard) is the source of this 3327-nucleotide messenger RNA. The record is from the annotation of a GenBank genome assembly. NCBI's taxonomy places the organism in Eukaryota, Metazoa, Chordata, Lepidosauria, Squamata, Lacertidae.
CCGGGUUCCCGGAUGCGAGGACGUUGGAGUCGGGUAUAAAGGGAUCGUGGAAGGCGGGAGUGGACGCAGUUUUGAAUUGGAAGCCGCCGCCGAAGAAAGGCGUCCAUUGAGCUCCCUUCAGCGUCUGUGAAGCGCCUUCCAGGAGGAGAAGCAGUACUCGUUCGAGAUGGUGUGUAGAGCCGCGGACGAGGGGAAAAGGGUGGCUGAGGAGAGGGAGGCGGGCUUGCUCGCAGUAGGCACGAGCGCGCGCCUCAGCCUUGGGGGGGGGGGAGUUGUUGCCGCCGCGAGGCGAACGUUGGGGACUCGAGACCCGCUUAGGUGAACGUACGUCUCUCGCGCUACCAACGGUUCUCUUUAGCAUACCCGCCUGUUGAGGGAGAGCUGUGAGGGGAAAAUAGAUGAGGAAAAGGGGCGCGGUCACAGACUUAGCGGACGGGUAUGAGGUUCCUUCCGAGGCGCAUGCGCUGCGCAGCCGGCUCGUUGCGGUGACUGGCGCAUACGCGUUGAAUCGGCGACUGGGGUGGGGAGCGGGCUACGCGUGAAACGCGACCACAUAUGCGCAUGCGCGGGAUGCUGCUACUGUAGUUGGCUGUGAGAUUUCCCUGCCGCCCUAUUUCUCUUUCAACAGCCGGGAAAGUAAAGCACGUGGUUCUAGGGGUGGUAGAUACGACCAGUAUUGAUUCUUCCACACUUUUGUGCACUAGGCUGGCGGCAAAGCUGGGAAAGACUCUGGCAAGACUAAGACCAAAACAGUGUCCCGUUCGCAAAGGGCUGGCUUACAGGUAUGUAUGUGCAGGAGGUUUAAAGUAGAUGAUCUCAUGUGUGGGGGUUAUUAUGUUUUGACACAUUCUGCAAUGGAGGGAGCGUCCGUGCUUCACUUCCCUGCUGCACACUUAAUGGAUAGGCUGGCUUCUAGAUAUUCCCAUGAAAAUAUGGAGAUCUGUGUUAGCGUCAUCUGUUAAAAAUUAAUUUUGAGGCUUUUAAGAUUGGGUCUCCUGCCAACCUAGCAGUUCGAAAGUACGUCAAAGUGCAGAUAAAUAGGUGCCGCUCCGGCGGGAAGGUAAACGGCAUUUCCGUGCGCUGCUAUGGUUUGCCAGAAGCGGCUUAGUCAUGCUGGCGACAUGACCUGGAAGCUGUACGCCAGCUCCCUCGGCCAAUAAAGCGAGAUGAGCGCCGCAGCCCCAAAGUCGGCCACGACUGGACCUAGUGUUCAGGGGUCCCUUUAGCUUUUUAAGAUUGGGUAUGAAACUACUGGUAUUUAUUUGGGCCUUGACUACUUUUCUGUGUGUACAGUUUCCAGUGGGUCGUAUUCAUCGGCAUCUAAAAUCAAGGACUACCAGUCAUGGACGUGUGGGAGCUACAGCUGCUGUGUAUAGUGCUGCUAUCUUGGAGUACCUCACAGCUGAGGUAAGAAUCUGGAAAGGAGAGAAACCACUCUGCAUUGCACAUGCACAAUAGAAUAUAGCUUGACUUUUUGUCUUGUUAUCCCAAUAAAAUGCCCCAUAUUGAAAAGUGCAAAGUAGUAAAAUCCUGUAAGUUACUAAUCCUGACCACUAAGAGCCCACUGAGGCUGUAUGCUUUUGGAAAACAUGCUAUUUAAUGCAUUUUAAAUCUGCUUUUUCAACAAAGAUUGGGGCAGUCCACAAUGUAUGAAAAAUCCCAAACUAUUAAGCUCAAGGAAACAUGAUUUGUUUGUCUGAAAUUUGCUCAUCAGGGAUUGUUGUGUACUAGCCCAUGCAUUGCAUGUAGAAGGGUUCAGUCGCCAGCCAGGAUUAGGAAGGCUUCUUAAACACAGACCCAUUGGUGUUGAGUCUACACCAGCCUAGUGUUCUCCAGAUACUUUGGAUUACAAAUAUCAACCCCAUCCAGCACAGGUGACUGAUGGGAGUUGCACUCCAAAACAUCUGGAGUACACCAGUUUGGCAAAGAGUGGUGUAGGCAACACUAAGCUAGGUAGACAAGUAGUUUCCUUUGUAUAAGGAAGCUUCCUGUUUUUCUUUAUAAUUUCCUCUGUUAAGGAACAUAGGUAACUGAAUAAUAAUAAUAAUAAUAAUAAUAAUAAUAAAUUACUAUUUAUACCCCGUCCAUCUGGCUGGGCUUCCCCAGCCACUCUGGGCGGCUUCCAAAAAAAAUUAAAAUACUGUAAUACAUCAAACAUUAAAAGCUUCCCUAAACAGGGCUGCCUUCAGAUGAAGCCCAACAGUUACUGAAUUAGGUAACUGAAGCCCAACAGUUACCAUAAGGGCACUUUAACACUCCCCAAUACUCUUAACCCUGUGUGAUUAGUACUAUACUGGACAUGUUUGAAACAAGAGGCUUGUUCUCUAGGAGCCAUGAAAUGUUAAAUGUUAUUUGGAAAGUGGGAGGGGUGUUUGUAAAGAGAUGGGCUAAACUGGAGGAAGCUGUGGCUGACCUGCACCCAGAACUGCUGUUAGACUGAGAAUAUAAUAAACUAUUUUCUCAGGUCCCACUUUUAAGGUGUACUUAACAGUAACAUCUGUUUCAGGUUCUUGAAUUGGCAGGAAAUGCAUCCAAAGACUUGAAGGUGAAACGAAUCACUCCCCGUCACUUGCAGCUUGCAAUAAGAGGUGAUGAAGAACUGGAUUCCCUAAUCAAAGCAACAAUUGCUGGUGGAGGUAAGUGACAACUUAAGUAACUUAGUCUGCCAUCACCACGGUUAGUAAUGUGGCUUUGUUUUAGUACUUAAUAAUCUAAUCGUGUUGGUGAUUUCAUCAUUUGAAUCCAUUUUUUUAUUUCCUUCCCACAGGUGUAAUUCCACAUAUCCAUAAAUCUCUGAUUGGAAAGAAAGGACAGCAGAAAACAGUGUAAAGAAGGAACAUGGGAUUCCUUAUUAACUUGGGACUCAAAUGCUCAGUUGUCCAGUGUUGGUGGAUUUCCAGUGGACUGCAUCUGUGAAACACUUUUUGCCUUUCUGUAACCUUGAAGCUGGAGCCCAUCAAGCUUUCUAACAAACCAAAAUUCUAUAUUUGAAGUCUUAACCUUAUUUAAGUGUUACAUGGCUUCAGAGAAGCUGUUGUCGUGGUUCUUGACUGUUUUAGAUAUGUUCGAUUUUAAUGAAAUUCUUGACAUUGUUGCUCAUUUUUUAUGCUUGAAGUUGCUUUACUCAGUUAAAAUUUAACUACAGAGGAUUGACACAAGCAUUUUAUGAAAUAAUUAAAAACAACUAGAGGUAUUAAAACGCUGUUGUGGCUGUCAAUCUCUUGUAGUUAAAUAAGAAUAACCAUUCUGACAAGCAGAAACAACAGACCUUAUUCCAUUCUGGUCAAUGAGUUCAAUAAAUGUUACAUUAUUACAUUUUUUAUCAUU